AUGGAAAAAGAGGAUAUUUUUACAUCAGUUUUUCAACAAAAUCAAUUAACGUCUUUUAAAGAUGUAACAAAAGAAUUCUUUGAAGCAUUAAAAGAUCUUUCUCUUGGAGAAUUAGUACAUGAUUCAUCUUUUUCAUUAGAAGAUUCAAUUAGUGCACUUGAAAUGAUGGAUCCGAAGAUGGAUAAUAGCCUAGAAAUAGAUAAUGAAGUGAUAUGGGAUGUAGAAGCGGAAUUGGAGCCAUAUAAAGUUCUUGGUUUAAUAGAUAAAACCUUUGCAGCAGAGAUAUCAUGGCAAUCGGGGUAUUUUUUAUCACAAACAGUGUUUACGAAUGUAUAUAUUCAAAAACUAUUACUAGAACGCCAAGGUGUUAUUCAUAUAAAUGAUUUUUACAUGAAAAACAAAAAAAAACAGACGAUAUAUAAAGAUUUAGUGGAUGUUGUUAUAUGGCCGUUUAUGAUUGCUUCAAUUAAGACAUGUGGUAUUUUUUGCCAAACGUUUAGUAAAGGCACUCUUUAUGAAGAAGAAGAAGUGUCUUUCAAUACUUAUGGUUUAUCUUUACUUGAUAAUAUUGAUACAGUUCAAAUUUUAGAUUUGUUGGAAUUCUCUAUCUCGUGGUUGGAUAGUCAUAGUAGUGAAUUUGAAGAAAAAGAUCAUAAAUAUAUCGAAGUUAUCCGGUCUAGAUUGGAAACCAAAAUAUCUUUUUUGCGUGCCUUGAAUUCCUCAUCAGCAGUCGAAACAAUUAAAGAUCUUGAAUAUCUUAUUAAUAAAGAAAAUUUAAUUUUUGAUUUCGGUAAAGAAAUGGAUAUAUUUUUUUCUAUUUCUGUUCAAGCUAAACUUUCAACUACUAUGCCUCCUAGGCCUAUAAUGAUUCUUCCAAUGGAUAUUGUAUUCAACGAUUUUAAACAUUUAUGUGAAGAUUUUCGAGGAAUAUUGUUAUUAAGCAUUGCAAAUCCAUCUACUUUAACACCUUCAAAUAUUCUAAAUUUUUUUAGAUAUUUUAGAGCUAAAAAGCCUACUUCUGGUAUAUUUGUUCGAACUAUGCUUCAGACUUUAUUUUUUUCAAAUAAUAAUAUGAUUUUAAAUAAGUAUCCUAUUCAUCAAUUUAUCAUGGAUUCUAUAUCUGAAAUAUACUCGACAAAAGAACUGUUUAAUGUUAUCAAUGAAUCUAACGAAACUUAUGAUGAUUCGACAUAUUGUAUUUUUAAUUCUAUAAAUAAUUUUAUUAAAACAGCUACUCCUGUUUAUAUCAAUAUUUUUCGUACAAUGUGUCACAAUCUUUCUCGUCAGCAUCAAAAUUUUUGUAAACUUAUUUUAGAUCUAGAGUUUCUUCAAACUGAGGCAGAAAAUAUUGAUAUGCAAUUAUAUUUUCACUUUUUUGAAGAUUCAAUUCAAAAGCAAGACAAUAUAUAUCCAAAUAUUUUCACAUCUUGGUGUUAUUAUGAAAAGCUACAAAUAAUGAUUUUGAUUUGUUUCUUAGGAUUUGAAUUAGAACUUCACUCAUCGCAUGAAUUAUCAUUAAUAUAUAGGUAUUUAGAUUAUUUGUUAAAGAUAUAUCAAGCCCAUUUAAACGAAAUAUCUUCUUAUAAUAUUCGCUUUUCUAACAAGAAAUAUCCAACUAUAUGUUUUUCUGAAAAAAGUGAUACUAUUUUAGCUACUCAACAAAUGAAAUUUGAUCAAGAUUGGACCAAUGGCUUACAAUUGUUAUGCAAUUCGUUUUAUAAAGUUAUUUAA
This is a messenger RNA of Pneumocystis carinii B80, 1731 nucleotides long. RefSeq lists its product as hypothetical. The transcript has 11 exons. Gene Ontology annotation, cellular component: NatC complex. The record is from RefSeq and is a predicted model, not a curated record. NCBI's taxonomy places the organism in Eukaryota, Fungi, Ascomycota, Pneumocystomycetes, Pneumocystales, Pneumocystaceae. Bases 1 to 1731 code for a protein of 576 amino acids. Gene Ontology annotation, biological process: N-terminal peptidyl-methionine acetylation.